Messenger RNA from Bombus pascuorum, 1354 nucleotides. RefSeq lists its product as uncharacterized. NCBI's taxonomy places the organism in Eukaryota, Metazoa, Arthropoda, Insecta, Hymenoptera, Apidae. The transcript has a single exon. The record is from RefSeq and is a predicted model, not a curated record. Bases 8 to 1096 code for a protein of 362 amino acids.
GGAUUUCAUGGAACGAUAUUUAUCUUGGGAACCACAAUAUGCAUUUGAGAAGAUAUUUCCUCUAGUGACUCGUUGGCAACUUGUACACCUUCCAGGUAUUUCUGCAGACAACCGUCUAACAAUGUUCGAUUUAUACAUACCUGAAGCAAUAAAGAAAAUACGGAAUAUUAGGUCUGUUGCGAGUUACGAAAUUAUUUGGAAGACUGAUCAUAGUACGAUAAAAAGAUUAAAAGAAUAUAUUGCACCAGAUAAUGUGAGUGAUGAUGGUGCAGUUAUUCCAUCUGAAUUGGCAAGUAUUGAGCCACAAAGUGCUGUACAGAAAUGUUAUCCAGAAUUAGUCGAAGCUUUUGAAAGUGCAAGAAAUGCGAAAACAAAGAAACGAUCGAAUAGAAAGAAAAUACAAGACGAUACAGAUGCUAGUGAUAAAAAACGUAAAGCAGAAAAGAGGCGUCAGAAGAGAAAUGGAAAAACAGAAAAUAAUAGGAAAAUUGAUGAAUUUAUUUCCAAAAAGGAUCCUACGUCUUUAGAAGAAUCUUUCCGGAGGAUGAGUAUUACGCCAAUAAAAUCUAAAAAAUGUAAAACAUUAGAUGGUUUACAAGAAAGUCCGAAAAGAAGUGAUAAAGUUAAACGCGGUCCACAGUUCGAAAAAGUAUUACAAUUAGAGAAUAUCAAUUCAAAAUUAAAUAAUACUUUGGAUAGAAUGUUUAAUGAACUUUCACCGGAUGAUUUUAUUGACGAGAUCGAUGAUCAUGAUUUAAACAUGUCGGAGAUAAUAGACAAUAUAUGUAAUCAAAGGGUCUUCAAAUUUAAUGUUUCGGAAAAUGUGCAAACAUCUAAGGAUGAAAAUAAUUUAUGUGAAAAAGAUAUUGAAGAUGUGAAAACAGUUGAUGACGUAGUUAAUUUUGAAACGAACUCUGAUCAAUGUUUGAGAAAUGAUAUAAUUCCUAAUCAAUCAGUUGAUGAAUUUACUGAUAAAAAUAAAUCCUAUAAUCCUCUUAAUCGCAGAAUAAAUUGCGAGAAACCGCAGAAAAGACUUCAAAGAACUUCUACGCUAUUAAAUAAUAGAUUUAGUCUUUGGUUUGACUUGUUAACAUAAAAAUAAUGAUAAGAUGCGUUACACGUUUUUACAUAUUAAGAUUCAACUUUUGUGUAGAUACAUAUGUACAUAUAAAAACUUCAUGAUAUUUACAUGCUGUUCAAAGAAAGAGAGGAUGAUAUUCAUAAUGCAUUAUGUUUCUAGACAUUAGGACAAUGAGAAACCUUUCGGUACAGAAAUGUCGUUUGGAGCUUACUUUUUAAGUUGCAAGUAAUUUAAUUCUAUUGCCAGCGAGAGUAUCUGCAUGCGAUACUCUAG